Molecule: messenger RNA, 2482 nt
Organism: Coregonus sp. 'balchen'
Lineage: Eukaryota; Metazoa; Chordata; Actinopteri; Salmoniformes; Salmonidae
Source: the annotation of a GenBank genome assembly
AUGACGAGAGACGCCCAGGCUUUGUCCCUCGACCCUGGCCGUGUCACCCUACCUCAGAGCCUGUUGAGCACGGAGGUCUGCCUGCUCUUCCUGGUCCAUUGGCCACAGUGUGUUAACCUGUGGCAGGGAGGGCUCAGCCAGGGCUCAGGGGUAGCUACUGGGCUAAUGCCAUUGGUUCCACUGGCUCAGGUUGCUAUAGAGUCUCUCACAAGUUGAAAGGUUUAAUUGUUCGCUCAGGUUGAGAUCAAUAUUUCAUCUUUUCACAUAAUCCCCUUCAUGGUGAAAUCAUUGGGUUUUUGAUUUAGUCAAUAAUAACAGUUUUCUCAACUGCAAAGUUUGCAAGCCACAAGUAAGAACUUUACAACUGACAAGACUAAGGUUCUUUCAUUGUUCUAUUGUUUUUGUCUCUAUGAUACACAUUGUUGUCCCUAUUACUGUGUUAAGGGUCUGCAAGUUAGACCUGUUUGUCUUCAGCUCUUCUCAGGUUUCUUAACAUUUCUCACUCUCUUUUCACAGGAUGACGAGGGCCAGACAGCGCUACACUAUGGUAAGGAGUUGUCAUAAAGCAAAAUCUUCCGGAUAUCAGAGAUUUUAAUCUAGAUUUCUGGGUGAAUAUGUGUAUAUAGGCUAUGUUUGUGUAUGAAUGGUUGUAUGUACAUGUACUGUAAAUUGCAUCGCUGUUUAUGAGUGUGAACAAUUGUAUGGGGAUGGAUGGGGAACCAUGCACCAUCUGCUCUCUUGGCCCUGCAUCUGUCUCCCUCUCUGCCUCCCUCUUUCUCAUCCCCCUCUCUUCUCCCUCUUUUACUGCUGUUGCUAUCUAAGGUGCCUUUCAUCCAUCAGCGUCUCUUUCAUCCCUCCCUCUCUCCAUCUCUCUGUGUGUGUGUGUGUGUGUGUUCGUGUGUGUAUGUGUGUGUGUUCAUGUGCUUGUGUCUAAUCUAUGGUCUAUGUGUGUGUGUGUCUGUGCGUAUGGAGGGGCAGUGUGUAAUAAUCACCAGGUCUCCCCAAGGAAAUCAACAGUGCUCCUCAGACUCUCAAUACCCCCUCCCAUGGGCGGCCCCCAUGUCCUCUGAGCCCUUGGUGUGUGUGGGGACACCAUCUGGCCCCUGGCUGGGCUGGGUGACUACAGGGUGGGGACUGGGCACGUGGCUGUCGUACAGUAGACCACCACGCCACUGGGGACCCAGGCAGGGACAUGAGGAUGGGGCUUUAAAAAAAAAACUAAUAAACAUAAGCGAUGAACUCUAGGAGACAAAUAGCAGAGAAUGAAAAUUCAUUUCCACCUCUCUUUGCACAGGGCCACAGUGGCUGGCAAAUGAUUAAUUGAGGGUUUACUGCACACUAUAAAUUGUUCUCCUUCUCAACGACUCCCGUGGGGAUGAGGAUUUUACAGGCCAAGGCCCCGUACAGCGCACGCAGCCAAAAAAUAAAAAUGUAGAAGAAGAAGAAAAAUCUGGAACCUGACAUAACUAAGGCUGUUUUUUUUCUUCUCCCUGCUGAGAACGGGCGGCACUUUAGCCACCUCUGGGCUGGAGGUUAAAAGGGCCUGCUGUCAAUCAGCCGUUCCUGCUGACAUCAGCCCAUCACACAAGAGCAGGAGGGCUCUCUUUAAGAGGAGAGAGCGAUUGACACUGGCGGAGAAAAGCACUCUGAGCACGGAGGAAUCUAGGUGCAUCAGCGCUGCGACUCGCUAACUGAGUUAAGAAAAUGCAAGCCCUCUCCUCAUAUCGUAGCCUGUGAGUCCUUUUAGUGGGACACAAAUUGCCAAUCGGGCACAAAUUGAGUGUUUCAGCCAACCACAGGUUCAGGGCAAUGUCAAUGGGCCUCCAUAUGAGCUUUUCAUUGACUCCUGCACUCAGGUUAAAAACUUCAGGAAUAUAAACACCAAUGCUUAGAGGCUGUGUUUAGACGUAGUUGUGUGCAUCAUGUCUCCUCAGGUGACCUUGGAGAUAUUUAAAGGUGAUCCUUUUCUAUUAGUGAUUUGGGUACUGUAAGAUAUAUACAGAUAAGUGUAUAUUCAAGUUGCUGUCAGAACAAUGAGAUUUACUAUGUCCUGUCUUGUCAUACCACCCAGAAUGAUAUAUGGAAAUGGCUGCUUUCAUGGCAUGUUACCUGUAUAGUCAAUCCUGGAUCCUUUUACCUCUGAAGUGCAUCACAAUGAUAUCUCUUUCCUCUCUCUCUCCCCCCUCUCUCUCUCCCCUCUCUCGUUCUCUCUCACCCUGCUGUGUCUCCCCCCUCUCUCUCCUUCUGUUCUCUCUCCCUGCGCUCUUUCACUUUGCUCUCUCCCUCUUCUGUUACUCUGCCCCCCCCCCCCCCUCUCCGUCCUGCAGCGUCUGCGUGUGAGUUUGCUGACAUUGUGGAGCUGCUUCUACAGGCUGGGGCAGACCCUUCCAUUAAGGACCAGGAGGGCUCACUGCCCGAGGAGGUCACUGAAUCCAGUGCCAUCUCCUCACUGCUGCGCCAGUACACCGCCCCCAAGGGCUAG